AUGCAAGCGUCUAUGAAUUGUCCAGCUGGUACCUUCUUCGAAGCAACUCGUAAGACCUGUGAUUUCAAAGAAAGGGUAGUCGCUUGUGGUGGAUCGCUUGAUGAGCCUAUUCCAUCGGUGCAUUCCCCUGUCGUGGCUAGAACCACCACGCCUGCGAGUGUGCAUGCCCAUAGUUGUGCGGCUCCGCUGCAGCCGCUUGGGCGUUGCUCGUCGAAAUUCGUUGCCUGUUCAGAUGGAGAACUUAGCGAAUCCCACUGCUUCAAACCCCUCGUAUUCAAUCCGCUUACGAUUACUUGCGACUUCCGAGAAUUCGUAUCCGAAUGCGCCGAGUACAAAGGCGCAGACGCUCCUACCACGCAGGUGGUAACUACCACUGUGCAAACGACGACCACAACUGAGGCUCACAAAUGCGUAUUCAACGAGAAACGGCAGGCCUUCGCUUUCGACUACUGUGCGCGGGAGUAUGGGCUGUGCUCAAAGCGUGGAGUAGUAGAACGUGCUGAAUGCACUGUCGGAUUCUUGUUUGAUGCACACCUCAACACGUGUGUCCCUGCCGAGCAAUGUGGACAGCGAAAAUUGGAGGCUGUCCUCAGCAAGAUAGGAAGUCUGCAGAAGUCUUUUCUGCAGCAUCCAAUACCUGUGUAUCGCGAGCUACUGCUCCAGAAUGUCAUGCGUAACAGAAAAUAG
Messenger RNA from Cylicocyclus nassatus, 687 nucleotides. NCBI's taxonomy places the organism in Eukaryota, Metazoa, Nematoda, Chromadorea, Rhabditida, Strongylidae. The record is from the annotation of a GenBank genome assembly.